Messenger RNA from Chara braunii, 1068 nucleotides. The record is from the annotation of a GenBank genome assembly. NCBI's taxonomy places the organism in Eukaryota, Viridiplantae, Streptophyta, Charophyceae, Charales, Characeae.
CGCGAUCUCAGCGGCAACGACACGUACACGCAUCGUCAAUCCCCAUCCUAACGACGAUUGGGGUGAUGCACCAGUCGUCGACCGGUCGGGGGGUGGGGUCGUCCGCAGGAUCGUCGGCAGCAGACAAGACGAGGGAUCGACGCUGUGUGCAGUCGAAGUCGAUGCCGACAACAUGUCCCGAAGUCGUUCGUCCGCAGAGGGUGCAAUUGCCAUCGCCGUUGUCGGGAGGUCUGGUGACGGGAAGGCGGUCGGUUGUGAGCGUUGCGGACGCCACAUUCGCACAGGACGUCGAUGAACGGACGGGUUCACACGUGUGGGCGGAGCAUCGCCAGGAACUCCACUUGGACGACGAAGACGAAGAAGACGAAGACGUUGCUGUGGAGAUUAAGCCUCCGGGCAAGAGGUCCAUGGGUGGUCGUGGAACAAGCAAGAAGGCUUCUGCCCCGCAUGGACGACGGACUGAGAAGAGUGUAUCUGUCGGGAGCGAUGGCGAGGGCGACGUCGACGUGGACGGUGGGAGGAACUUUUGGUCGGUGGACCACAUGGUCACUCUCGUGAGGGCGAAAUGGGAUCAGGAUGCGCACAUGGAGGGUAUGGGGCACGCAUUUGCCUGCAUGAAGCCAAGGGAAUGGAAGUGGCAGGAUGUUCACGAGAGACUGAAGAAGGUGGGCAUCGCAAGGAAUCCUGAGAACUGCGGGAAGAAAUGGGACAACUUGAUGCAGCAAUUCAAGAAGGUGCACAGGUUCAUGCACGAGUCCGGGAAACCGGACUACUUUCAGUUGAAGGGCAAGGAAAGAAGAUCACACAUAUUCAACUUUGUUAUGGAACGGGCCGUGUAUGAGGAGAUAAAGGGACCCACAGCGAAGAAUCACACCAUCCAUCCGAGGAACGUCAUUGACACGGGUGCGCCGAGUGGUGUGGAAAUGUCGUCCGGGUCGGGUGGGAAGAGAGGCGAUGGCGAUUGCGCGGGCGGCGGAGGUGGCUAGCCGCAGGAAGAAGACGACGGGUCGACGAAAGGUCGUGUGUUUAAUGAAGUCGUUAAAGGUUUAAUGAAGUAUUCGAAAUGUU